Molecule: messenger RNA, 937 nt
Organism: Salvia splendens (bonfire salvia)
Lineage: Eukaryota; Viridiplantae; Streptophyta; Magnoliopsida; Lamiales; Lamiaceae
Product: alpha carbonic anhydrase 7
Exons: 7
Coding region: 42-878 (278 amino acids)
Biological process (GO): one-carbon metabolic process
Molecular function (GO): zinc ion binding; carbonate dehydratase activity
Source: RefSeq, a predicted model, not a curated record
AAAGAAGGAAGAGAAGGAGAAAAUUAAGAGGAAAAAGCAUAAUGAAGAGCAGGAGCAAGAAGCACAACAAUCUUGAUCCAAUGCUGAUUCUGUUGCUCAUUUUGAUUGCAUCAGAAUCAAGCACUGCUCAAGAAGUGGAGGAUGAAAGAGAGUUUGACUAUUCAGAAAAUGGAGAAAAAGGUCCAGCAAAAUGGGGAGAGAUAAAAAAGGAAUGGAGUGAAUGCAGCAAUGGAAGUAUGCAGUCUCCAAUUGAUUUGUCAAAUGAGAGAGUUAGACUUAUUUCAGAUCAAGAUAAGAAGAUCAAUUAUAGAGCUGCUAAUGCAACUGUCAAGAAUAGAGGCCAUGACAUUCAAAUUGAAUGGUUUGGUGAUGGUGGAUCAGUUGUGAUCAAUGGCAGUGACUACCCUCUCCGCCAAGCCCACUGGCACUCUCCCUCCGAGCACACUAUCCACGGAAGAAGUUAUGACAUGGAGUUACACUUGGUGCACCUCAGUACAGAUCCCAACCUCCAAAACAAAAUUUAUGUCCUUGGAGUCCUAUACAAGAUUGGAAAACCUGACAAAUUUCUCUCCAAGUUCAUUCCGAGUAUAAGGUCGAUGAUUGAUAAGAAAGACGAAGAGGUAGCAGUGGGGAUGAUCGAUGCAACUGAAAUCAAUGUGCACAACAAAAAGUAUUACAGAUAUAUGGGAUCUCUCACUGUUCCUCCAUGUACCCAAGGAGUUAUUUGGACUAUCAAUAAGAAGGUUAGAACUGUUUCCAUGGACCAGGUGAAGUUGCUUAGAGAAGCUGUUCAUGAUUACGUUGAGAAAAAUGCAAGGCCAUUGCAACCCGAAAACAGUCGAGACAUUUUCAUUUGCAGCCCUGUAGAUGAAAUUUGAAUCACAUUUUAUAAAUUUGUAUGAUUUAGUAUUUUGUAAUAAAAGGAAAAGUCACUUUA